CGGCCGGAUUAUAAAAGUGGAGCCCAUCCGUGGCUGCCAUCAUGGAGUCCAGUCGUUCCUUUGAUUCCAGCCCCCGUGCAAAGCCCUCGAUUGAUGAAGUAGUACUCAAGUCCCGCAUUGAGCAGCGCCUCUCCGACAAGUGCAUGGAACUCGUUCCCUUCGAGCAAUGUACGUGCCUAGCUGUUUCCGAGGAUGUUUUCAAUUUUCACCUUGAGGUUCUGGGAAGGUGGGCAUCAUAUGACUUAUACUGCUCACAUGGAAAAACGACAACAAGCACUAUUUAUUCGAGUUCAAUGGUCCAUUCUGAAACAUGCCGGUUGCGGACUGGCCUUCCCAUCGGCUAUGCGCUCUGAAGUCUCCACCAUGCGUUUUCUGAAAUCCAGGACAAAAAUCCCGGUCCCUGAAAUUUUAUUUCACGACCUAGACAUUGAUGGGAACGUCGGUGGUGAAUGGAUGAUCAUGGAAUAUGUCGAUGGCGAGAACCUUUCUACAAUGUGGAGGUCCCUCGAUGCGAAACAACGCGAACAGGUUUGCUUGGCUAUGGCGGAUAUGUGGGUGCAGAUAAUCAGCAUCACUUUUAAUUCUAUUGGAAGCAUAUACGAGAGAAAUGGAGGGGAAUUCAUGAUCGGGCCCAUGACGCGCCUAGCUUCGAACCGGAGCACCUCCAUCGCCCCGCCACGGCUUGAUAAAUGCGGUCCAUUCUCAACUGUGAAGGGCUGGUUACUGGCUACUGCACGACGCGACAUGGAUUAUGAAGAUGCGCCCGAAGACGCUGAUGUGUCUUCCCGACGUCAGCAUUUCAUCGACGAUGUCGUUUCAAAAAUCCAGCAUUUUCCCUUUCCUUACCCAGAUUUGCCUCUCGUCCUCGAGCACAUAGAUUUUGCACCGCGGAACAUUCUGGUGAGUCGGAUGGACCCGACGAAGAUAGUGGCGGUCAUUGACUGGGAAGGAUCGCGCUCCGUGCCAAUGUGGGCUGCGAAUCCAAAUUUUACAUUCCCGCCAGAAUCGGUGAUGGAGGAAGAGAGGAAGCGCUUGCUCACGUUAUUGACGAACCGUAUAAUCUCCCAGGUUCCUGAGUGGGAGAGGGCUAUAGGCCAGGAACUGCAGCCUCUGCGAAUAUUACAUGACCGCGCAACGUAUAGCAAAGUCGAUCCUAGUGUAUUGCCUCAUGCCCCGUAUCUAGCAAUGUCAGCUUCAUAUUGAGAAGCUAUACAACACAUCUGGAAUUUGUAUCUCAACUGACACCGGGAAUGGAGAUUUCAGAAGGAAGAUCGAAUCCACUGGUCAAAUAAAUGAUGUCGGUGUCGCCUCAACCUUCCAGUGCAUUGUCUCCAUACCAUGCUCUUGAGGCUAUGUCGCUGUCGAUAAUCAUGGCGGAUUGAAAAUUUCUAUCAGCUCCAGUAUCAUACGUUCAAGGGUUAGCACGUAUGAUCAUUGCUCAAAACAACAUCCACAUUUCCUGUUGCCUUCUAUAUCAUGAUAUCGAGAGCUUAAUCCUCACAUAGGAUUGCCAUUGUCGCAACGAAUCCUGCACCUUUAAUCCUUUAUGUCAAAAUAUUCGCCCACGACGACCUCAAAUAGACUUACAAUCCAUAGAGAGGCUCGUAAAAGCAACAAACGAGGCCAACAGCACCUGAAUAUCGUACAAGC
Molecule: messenger RNA, 1650 nt
Organism: Desarmillaria tabescens
Lineage: Eukaryota; Fungi; Basidiomycota; Agaricomycetes; Agaricales; Physalacriaceae
Product: kinase-like domain-containing protein
Exons: 4
Coding region: 193-1203 (336 amino acids)
Source: RefSeq, a predicted model, not a curated record